AUGGUCGCACCAAGAAGGUCAUCUUCGAGAGGCUCUAAAGCAUCCAGACGAUCGGAAGCAAAUGAUGGUAUUCAGUCCGAAGACUGGCCUGAAGAUACCAGCGAGCCAUAUAACGGGCACGCCGACCGUCAACAUUUCACCGGGGAUGGCCUUGACACCGGUGUUCGCGUUCUCGGUGAUGGUCGCCUCGAUAUCAGAAUCAAUCAGCACAGACCGAGCAUCGCAGGACUUCUACAUCAGAUUCAGCGCACACCCAUUCCGUCCGAGCUCGAGGAACUUGAAGAUCAGGAAAGCUCCGAUGCAACUUCUCCAGAGGCCGGCAACGACUUUCCGCUACAUCUGAACAUCGUCAUUCAAGUUAUCGGGUCCCGUGGUGAUAUCCAGCCGUUCAUCGCAAUUGGAGCCGAACUACAGAAAUAUGGACAUCGAGUACGACUAGCAACACAUCUGGCCUUCCGGGACCCUGUUAUCGAUGGCGGGUUGGAGUUCUUUAAUAUCGGUGGAGAUCCGGCGGAGAUGAUGGCGUUCAUGGUGAAGAAUCCUGGUCUUCUCCCCGGACUGAGUUCAAUUCGCAGCGGUGCUAUUCAAAAACGCCGCCGAGAUAUGAAGGAAAUUAUCAACGGUUGCUGGAGAUCCUGUUUCGAAAUGGGAGAUGGAACCGAUCUCCACCAGAUCAAGGAGGAUCUGUGGGGUGAGGCAGUGGACUAUCGACGGCGGCCCUUCGUCGCAGACGCGAUCAUUGCUAACCCUCCGAGCCUUGCUCAUAUACACUGCGCUCAAAGACUCGGCAUACCGCUUCAUAUGAUGUUCACGAUGCCAUGGAGUCCCACGCAGUCUGUCCCUCACCCUCUCGCAAUUAUCAGCCACAAUGACUGCAAGCCUACUGUUGUUUCCUUCGUCUCCUACGCCAUAAUGGAUAUGAUGAUUUGGGAAGGCCUUGGCGACCUUGUGAAUAAAUUUCGAAAAAAUGUCUUAUCCCUGGAUGCCUUGGACAGCAUCACCGCCCCGAGCUUACUCCCCCGUUUGGAAAUCCCAUUUUCUUAUUUAUGGUCCCCUGCUUUACUCUCCAAACCAAAAGACUGGGGAAAACAUAUCGAUAUUUGCGGCUUCAGCUUUCUCCCCUCUAAAUCUGACUAUACGCCACCUAAUGCGAUUAAUGAGUUCCUCAAGGCUGGACCAACUCCCAUUUAUGUUGGAUUUGGUUCCAUAGUCGUUGAAGAUCAAAUAAAAUUGACGCGCACGGUAUUCGAAGCGAUCGAAGCUUCCGGGCAGCGCGCUAUUGUUUCCAAGGGCUGGGGAAACCUCGGAUCCGAUGUGGUAGAAGUCCCUGAUAAUAUUCUCCUCAUUGACAGCAUUCCCCAUGAUUGGCUAUUCCGCCAUGUUUCAUGCGUUGUUCAUCAUGGUGGCGCCGGGACAACGGCUGCAGGGUUAGCACUUGGCCGGCCAACGAUCAUCAUCCCGUUUUUCGGGGACCAACAAUUCUGGGGUAAAAUAGUCGCACAUUCUGGGGCCGGACCAGCACCUAUCCCUCACAAACAGCUAACUGCAACCAAUUUACGGAACGCAAUAGCUGAGGCUCUAGAACCAUCAACGCAAGAAAAAGCUCUGGAGAUCUCGGAAAAAAUGAAAGGGGAAUCAGGCGUUAGAGAUAGCGUCCGAAGCUUUCACCGACAUCUUGAUCUGAAACAGCUUCGAUGCUCUAUAUGUCCUAAUCGUCCAGCUGUCUGGCAUCUGAAGCAUACAACCGUCGGUCUGAGUGCCUUCGCUGCGGCAGUUCUUGUAGAAAUGGGCAAUUUGAAGCCCGAUAACCUUGUCCUAAAUCGAUCGGUCGAAUAUGACACUUAUCGAGACCCCGCUGGUCCUAUCAGUGCAAGUGCGCAAGUUUUAUUUGGCGCCAUUUCCAACUUCGUGACUGGGCUUGCCGACGUUCCGACGGGAGUAGUUAUGGACCUAGUCUCAGCUGGUCGGGCUUUGGGUCAUCCAAACGAACGCCAUGAUCCGCAUUCCAAGUGGCAUUCGGGUAGAAAAAAUCGACAGGAUCAUUUCUUUAGAGACGAAGAAAAUAGAGGGUCACGCAGUGCAAGCCAACAGCGAACAGACCAACAUCGAGCAGACCAAAGCCAGGCCGCGGAUGAAUCGAUGGAGGAUUUACAUGAUGCGGGGACAGAAAGCUCCUCGAAUGACGAACCAAUGACAAAUUUUUCAGACGCAGACCUUUCCCGAACCCGCACCCUUCAACUCGAAAAGUCAAUGACAAUGAGCGGCGGAACCGAGGCUGCCAAGCGGCAUACACUCAUAUCUGAGGCAGUAAGCCAGGGAAGCAGGAUGUCGAAAAAGCUCAUCAACCUCCUGAUUUGGCUUCCAACAGAUCUGUCACUUAGCCUCUCCAAGGGGUUCCAUAAUGCGCCAAAGCUUUACCAUGAUCGCAUGGUAAAAGCGACACCUAAGGUUAUUGGAGUUCGGAGCGGCUUCCGAGCAGCCGGACGGGAAUUGUACGACGGGUUCUACGAUGGAGUCACUGGCCUAGUAACCCAGCCUCGGUACGGCUACCAGGAGAAUGGGGCGAAAGGAAUGGCCAAGGGUAUUGGAAAGGGAAUAGGAGGGGACUUUGGGGCCUCGCAGGCUAUCCCUUGA
This is a messenger RNA of Penicillium waksmanii, 2634 nucleotides long. RefSeq names its product putative UDP-glucose,sterol transferase. Lineage: Eukaryota; Fungi; Ascomycota; Eurotiomycetes; Eurotiales; Aspergillaceae. The record is from RefSeq and is a predicted model, not a curated record. Gene Ontology annotation, biological process: carbohydrate metabolic process. Bases 1 to 2634 code for a protein of 877 amino acids. Gene Ontology annotation, molecular function: hexosyltransferase activity; UDP-glycosyltransferase activity. The transcript is spliced from 7 exons.